Molecule: messenger RNA, 3331 nt
Organism: Peromyscus maniculatus bairdii (prairie deer mouse)
Lineage: Eukaryota; Metazoa; Chordata; Mammalia; Rodentia; Cricetidae
Source: RefSeq, a predicted model, not a curated record
GACCAAUGGGACGCCUUGCUGGGGAGGGCAGGCUCCGGGCCUGACAUCCCGGUAGCCCGCUUGCUUUUUCCGGCCCCCUCGCCCCCUCCGCGCGUAGCGGAGCCCCCCAGGCGCGCGGGGAUCACCCCGGAGCAGCUGCGUUCCUAGGGUGGUCGCCUAAGCCCCUCUGUGGCUUCCCCUGCCCACGCUCAGCUAUGGCCAGCGAGAGCUCCCCUCUGCUGGCCUACAGGCUUCUGGGGGAAGAGGGGGGCGCCUUCCCUCCCACUGGAGCCGGGGGAUCUGGGGUGCCGUCAGCCCGAAAGCUCUCCACCUUCCUGGGUGUGGUAGUGCCCACCGUCCUGUCCAUGUUUAGUAUCGUCGUGUUUCUGAGGAUCGGCUUCGUGGUGGGCCACGCUGGGCUGCUGCAGGCCUUGGCCAUGCUCCUGGUUGCCUACAUCAUUCUGGCACUCACCGUCCUCUCAGUCUGUGCCAUUGCCACCAAUGGAGCGGUGAGAGGGGGCGGAGCCUACUUCAUGAUCAGCAGGACCCUGGGGCCGGAGGUUGGCGGCAGCAUCGGCCUCAUGUUCUACCUGGCCAACGUCUGUGGCUGUGCUGUGUCCCUGCUGGGACUGGUGGAGUCGGUGCUGGAUGUCUUCGGGGCUGACGUCACAGGCGCCAGUGGGAUCCGGGUUCUACCCCAGGGUUACGGCUGGAAUCUGCUCUACGGCUCCCUGCUGCUCGGCCUCGUGGGUGGCGUGUGCACACUGGGAGCUGGACUCUACGCCCGUGCCUCCUUUCUUACAUUCCUGCUGGUCUCUGGCUCCCUGGCCUCCGUGCUGGUCAGCUUUGUGGCCAUGAAACCCAAGGACAUCCAGUUGGCGCCCCGACCAGGCACCAACGGCUCCGCUGUGCCACCCCGAUAUGGCCACUUCACUGGCUUCAACGGCAGCACCCUGAAGGACAACUUGGGUGCUGGUUAUGCUGAGGACUACACCACGGGAGCCAUGAUGACCUUCGCUAGUGUCUUUGCGGUCCUCUUCAACGGCUGCACCGGCAUCAUGGCUGGGGCCAACAUGUCAGGUGAGAGUCCGCCCUUGGUGGUACCUCUGGAAACAGUGUCACAGGUACCUUUUCUCAUGCGGCCCUUAUGAUGGCUCACUGAUGGACCCUUCCUCUGCCUUUUCCUCCUGGCUAGGACCCUGCUUCAGGAAGACUAUGGGUUCUUCCGUGGCAUCAGCUUGUGGCCCCCACUCGUGUUGAUCGGCAUCUACGCCACGGCACUCUCGGCCUCCAUGAGCUCUCUCAUCGGCGCCUCCCGAAUCCUGCAUGCCCUGGCCCAGGAUGACCUCUUCGGAGUCAUCUUGGCACCGGCCAAGGUAGUCUCUGGAGGGGGUAACCCCUGGGGUGCUGUCCUGUAUUCCUGGGGCCUAGUGCAGCUGGUGUUGCUGGCUGGGAAGCUGAACACGCUGGCUGCCGUGGUCACCGUCUUCUACUUGGUGGCCUAUGCCGCCGUGGACCUGUCUUGCCUGAGUCUAGAGUGGGCUUCAGCCCCCAACUUCCGCCCCACCUUCAACCUGUUCUCCUGGCACACCUGCCUGCUCGGGGUGGCUUCCUGCCUGCUGAUGAUGUUCCUCAUCAGCCCCGGGGCCGCCGGUGGGUCCCUUCUCCUCAUGGGCCUGCUUUCCGCUCUUCUCACCGCGCGAGGAGGACCCAGUAGUUGGGGCUACGUCAGCCAAGCCUUGCUUUUCCACCAGGUGCGGAAGUACUUGCUCCGCCUGGAUGUCCGCAAGGAGCAUGUGAAGUUCUGGAGGCCCCAGCUGCUGCUCCUGGUGGGAAACCCUCGGGGUGCCCUGCCUCUGCUACGGCUGGCCAACCAGCUAAAGAAGGGGGGACUCUAUGUGCUGGGCCACGUCACUCUGGGAGACCUUGACUCUCUACCCUCAGACCCGGUACAGCCGCAGUAUGGCGCGUGGCUGAGCCUGGUGGACCUUGCCCAAGUGAAGGCCUUUGUGGACCUCACUCUGUCACCCUCUGUGCGCCAGGGCGCUCAGCAUCUACUGCGGAUCUCUGGCCUCGGCGGCAUGAAGCCCAACACGUUGGUGCUGGGUUUCUACGAUGACGCCCCACCCCAGGACCAUUUCCUAACAGACCCUGCCUUCUCCGAGCCUGCAGAGGGCACCCGAGAGGGCGGGUCGCCGGCCCUGAGCACGCUGUUCCCCCCACCUCGGGCUCCUGGGAGCCCCCGGGCUCUCAGUCCCCAGGACUACGUGGCCACGGUGGCAGAUGCUCUCAAGAUGAACAAGAAUGUGGUCCUCGCCCGGGCUUGUGGGGCUCUGCCCCCGGAGCGGCUAAGCCGGGGGUCCGGGAGCAGCGCUCAGCUCCAUCACGUGGACGUGUGGCCCUUGAACCUGCUGCGGCCCCGGGGUGGGCCCGGCUACGUGGACGUCUGUGGCCUUUUCCUGCUGCAGAUGGCUACCAUCUUAAGCAUGGUGCCCGCCUGGCACAGUGCCCGGCUCCGGAUCUUCCUGUGCUUGGGGCCUAGGGAGGCUCCUGGGGCAGCGGAGGGACGGCUCCGGGCUCUGUUGAGUCAACUCAGGAUCCGGGCAGAGGUGCAAGAGGUGCCGUGGGGUGAAGGAGCCGAGACCGGGGAGCCCGAGGAGGAGGAAGGGGACUUUGUGAACGGUGGUCGCGGAGAUGAAGAGGCCGAGGCUCUGGCUUGCAGCGCCAACGCCCUGGUGCGUGCCCAGCAGGGCCGAGGCACAGCAGGAGGAGGCGGCCCUGGGGGGCCUGAAGGAAGGGAUGGGGAGGAGGGGCCCACCACAGCCCUUACCUUCCUCUACCUGCCUCGACCGCCUGCCGAUCCUGCCCGCUACCCCAGGUACCUGGCGCUGCUGGAAGUCCUGAGCCGUGACCUGGGUCCCACCCUUCUCGUUCAUGGCGUCACUCCGGUCACCUGUACUGAUCUCUGAUGCCUGCUCACACAGCGUUGGAUGGAGAGGGCCCAGGCCCAUUCUGAACAGUGGACCCCCUCCCCCACGGACCCUGCCCUUCCGAUGAUGUUUUGAGGGGACCAUGGUCUCCUCUGCAUGGGGGGACAUAGUACACUAAUUCCGGGUGGCUGUCCCCAUUGUACAGGGGAGGACAUCGCGGCCCUGUCCCUGGCCUGCCUCUGCUUCCUUCACUGGUGCCUUGACCAGAGGGGCUGGUCUCUUCUGUGACUCUAGGCUACCUCAGUGUCCCCAUCCUGGCCACAGACGCACCGCCUCCCUCUCCCCGACGUCCUUGGGUGGCGAUGUUUGUGUUUUGUUUUAUUUUUCUAACUACUGACCAUUAAUAAAAGACCAAAACACUA